CCGCUCUGUUCAUAUUAUCUUGCUUGAUUGGCGCAUUAAUCUCCGCCUUUGGAAAUUCGGUCCUUCAAUAAUCAAAACCCCGAUCACUCCGGCGGGAGCAAUCCUCUCGGUCCGUUGAAGAAGGCAUUCGUCUCCACUGUACCAGGUUCCGGUUGGCUUCAUCUUUCCACAGUUGUCGUCUGACAUUUCCCGAGCAGAGUCUACAUAAGGAGAUCAAUCUAUGAGCUGCUUUAGCUGUUUUAAGGGAGUUGAUUUCAAUCCGAUUUCUGAUGGGGUAGACCAGCAUCCAUUGAAAAGAUCAGCGCGUAAAGAUAGAACUCAUCACAACAAAGAGGCAGCAGCUUGUGGUGUUGAAGCUGUGAAACCUAAGCUUAUUGCAGUCCCCGCAAUUCCCAUUGAUGAACUUAGGGAGAUCACAGAUAAUUUUGGGAACGCGACUUUAAUAGGAGAAGGUUCAUAUGGAAGAGUGUAUUAUGGAGACCUCAAAACUGGGAGGGCUGCUGCAAUUAAAAAUUUAGAUUCAAGCAAACAACCUGAAGAUGAAUUUUUGGCGGAGGUUUCCUUGGUUUCAAGGUUAAAGCAUGAAAAUUUUGUCGAGUUACUGGGCUAUUGUAUUGAUGGAAAACAACGUGUUCUGGCCUAUGAAUUUGCAUCCAAUGGAUCACUUCAUGAUAUUCUUCAUGGGAGGAAGGGUGUAAAAGGAGCACAGCCUGGCCCUGUGCUUUCCUGGACACAACGAGUUAAGAUUGCUGUAGGAGCAGCUAAAGGCCUUGAAUAUCUACAUGAAAAGGCUGAAGUUGAAUUUGUGCAUCGAGAUAUCAAAUCCAGCAAUGUACUAAUAUUUGAUGAUUAUAUAGCUAAAAUUGCUGAUUUUGAUCCAUCCAAUCAGUCUCCUGAAAUGGCGGCACGUCUUCACUCAACUCGUGUUCUUGGCACAUUUGGCUAUCAUGCUCCUGAAUAUGCAAUGACUGGGCAGCUAAAUGCAAAGUGUGAUGUGUACAGUUUUGGUGUUGUGCUCCUUGAACUGCUCACAGGGCGUAAACCAGUUGAUCAGACCCAACCCAGAGGCCAACAAAGUCUUGUUACAUGGGCUACUCCAAAACUCAGUGAAGACAAGGUUCGACAAUGUGUGGAUGCAAGACUGGCAGGGGAGUAUCCCCCCAAGGCAAUUGGAAAAUUUGCAGCUGUUGCUUCAUUGUGUGUGCAAUAUGAACCAGAGUUUAGGCCAAACAUGGGCAUUGUGGUGAAGGCACUCCAGCCUCUUCUGAAUACACGGCCUGGAAUUGGUGGUGAAGCUGGAAACGCGUGGUGAUUGUGUCCUCUUAGCCAAAGGAAAGGAAGCCCUCAUUUCGUACUUUCUGAAGAUUCUUUGUCUGGUCUUUCAAGUUUCUAGGCACAUCAUUGACCAGAGAGGUCCAGAUGCAUUGCUCCAAUUUUGGGCACGUUUUAGCGUACAUGAUGCAGUUGGGACAUGACACUUUCCGGCAGUUAUUACUGUUCCUUUUUAAAGUCAAAUGCUAACUAGUGUCCUUACUCCUUAAGUCCUUGGGGUGUAACUUAAGAUGAUUAAACAGGAAGAGUUAUUAUUAAAAUGCAAAUCAAAUGCAGUGAAAUAUAUACUUCGUAAUUUCGUAAAUAUUAGCACUGUGCCAUGAUAUUCA
This is a messenger RNA of Cuscuta europaea, 1661 nucleotides long. The record is from the annotation of a GenBank genome assembly. Lineage: Eukaryota; Viridiplantae; Streptophyta; Magnoliopsida; Solanales; Convolvulaceae.